AUGGUACAGACAAGGAAGUUCAGAGGUGUCCGGCAGCGUCAGUGGGGCUCUUGGGUAUCCGAGAUUCGCCAUCCUUUACUGAAGAGAAGAGUGUGGCUAGGCACAUUCGAGACGGCAGAGGCGGCGGCGAGAGCAUAUGAUCAGGCUGCCAUUUUGAUGAACGGACGAAAUGCCAAGACCAAUUUCCCUGCCGCCAGUGACGAAGAUGGCGGUCGUAAAGUAGAUGAGACUCCAUUGCCGGGCAAUGCUCUUUCUGAGGUUCUCAAUGCUAAGCUCAGAAAGUGUUGCAAAGACCAAUCUCCAUCCCUCACUUGCCUCAGGCUCGACACCGAUAAUGCUCAUAUUGGAGUCUGGCAAAAACGUGCAGGCACUCGUUCGAGUUCCAGUUGGGUCAUGAGAGUUGAGCUCGGGAAUAAAAAGAUGAUUACACCAGCACCUGCAUUAUCACAGGAGUCGUCAUCGUCGCUGCCUAAUGUAGCUGAUAAUAUUGAAGGCGAAAGUCAUGUAAUGGGAGAAGAAGACAGGAUUGCAUUGCAGAUGAUUGAAGAAUUACUCGAGAAAUGA
Molecule: messenger RNA, 564 nt
Organism: Hibiscus syriacus
Lineage: Eukaryota; Viridiplantae; Streptophyta; Magnoliopsida; Malvales; Malvaceae
Product: ethylene-responsive transcription factor SHINE 2-like
Exons: 2
Coding region: 1-564 (187 amino acids)
Biological process (GO): regulation of DNA-templated transcription
Molecular function (GO): DNA binding; DNA-binding transcription factor activity
Source: RefSeq, a predicted model, not a curated record